Messenger RNA from Glycine soja, 2021 nucleotides. RefSeq names its product factor of DNA methylation 5-like. Bases 876 to 1817 code for a protein of 313 amino acids. The transcript has 7 exons. Gene Ontology annotation, biological process: gene silencing by siRNA-directed DNA methylation. The record is from RefSeq and is a predicted model, not a curated record. NCBI's taxonomy places the organism in Eukaryota, Viridiplantae, Streptophyta, Magnoliopsida, Fabales, Fabaceae.
UUGCAUUUUUAGAGAAUUGCUCAACACACAUAUAUUGACCAUUGGACUGCGAAGAUAGGGUGCAAUUGGGCAACAAGGAUCAGGGAAGAGAACCAACAAGAUACUAGUCAUCUGAGAGCACGCAGAGUAAGGGGAAGGAAGAAGAGCUAAGGAGCAUUUGAAGUACAAAGCAUCAAUGGCUAGUAGUUCAGAUGAGAGGUAUGUUUGGCCUUGGACAGGCAUUGUUGCCAACAUAUUUGGGAAGCCAAAGCAUGAACCAGUGGAGUGUGAUAGCAUGUAUUGGCUGAGAAAGUUUGAACAAUACAAACCCGAAGAGGCUUAUGUUUUGCAUUGUGCAGAAGAUCCAACAGGGUACGUUGUGCUGGAAUUUGGUACAGAAUGGACUGGGUUCUCGCAAAUGAUGAAGUUAGAUACAGAUUUUCUUGUUGAUCAUCAUGGAAAAAAGGAUUAUUAUGAGUCAAGGAAAAUGGGUUAUUCGUCAGGCUUAUUUGGUUGGUGUGCACAGGCAGAAGAUUACAACUCAGAAGGGCUUGUUGGAAAUUUUCUCCGUCAGAAAGCUGAGCUGAAAACAACCUCUAUGGUUGCACAAGAGUCAUUGAAUGAAAAAACUGAAACUCUGGAUCAUUUGUAUGGGGAAAUAGGCUCUGUAAACAAAAAGAUUAGUGAGAUGGAAUCGAAGUACAUUGAGGACUACAUGUCAUUGGAUAAAAUGAUGAAAGAGAUUGAGAAGAAGAGAGACUUGCUUCACCAGACUCGUGCUGAAGAUGAUCAUGUAAAUUGUGCUCCAGUGUUGAAGUCGAUCGUAAUGCGUGGACGUGAAAUUACUUAUAAAGCCAUGGAAAAAAAUAAAAAAAUUGCAACAAGAGAUAGAUACAAUGAAUGAUGAACUCGAUCGCUGGUGUCAACAACUGAUUGAACAAGAAAAGUCAACUAUACAACAAAGGAGAAAAUUUGAGGAAGAAAAGAAAAGCCAAAUGGAAUCACUAAUUUUAGCAACAGAGAAGCAGAUGAAGGCCAGAAGUGAUGUUCUCAGUUUGCUUGAAAAGCAUCAGAUGGAGAAAAAAGCUGUCAGUGAUGCACUGUUGAAGCUUGAAAAAGAGAUGGGAAAUGAACAAAAGUUGAAUUUAGAAAUUGCUGAACUAGAGGAACAACUCAAGGUUUUGAAGUGUGUGAACUUGGAGGAAGCUGAUCAUGAGAAUAAAAGAAAGAUAGAAAUAGAAGAGAUAGAAGAAAAAUUGGAGGACAUGAUUUUUGAUAUGUCCGUAAAAGAUGAUGAAAAUCAAGCUUUGAAGAAGAAGGUACAAGAAGCUAAAAUCGAGCUAGAAGAUGCUAGGCAACAAAUUAUUAAGGAAUUACCACAGUUCUUGAAAGGGGUUACUAAGAUUCAAAUAAAAAAAAUUGGGGAGGUCAGUGCUAGGUCAUUUAAAAAAGUGUGCAUGAAUAGGUAUAAAAAUAACAAAAAAGCAUCAUCGGAGUCUGUCAAACUGUGCGCAAAGUGGCAAAAAGAAAUUCUGGAUUCAACAUGGCACCCUUUUAAGAUUGUUGAUGUCGAAGGGAAGGAAAUACAGGAAGAAAUUGAUGAAAAUGAUCCUAAAUUAUUAUCUUUAAAAAAUGAUUUGGGAGAGGAGGCAUACGUUGCUGUGGUGACAGCUCUAAAGGAAUUGCAUGAGUAUCAUAAUUCUGAUGAUGCUGAGAACACCCAUAAUUCAAGUGAGAAACAAGUGAUACCUGAGAUAUGGGACUCCGAAAAUGGACGUAGAGCCACCGUAACUGAAGCUUUGAAGUACAUAAGCAAUAGGGUUAUCAAGAUGCGGUGACGAUGAAUGGAAAUCCCAUAUUUAAGUUAUUCCCUUUAUGUAACCUACUUUUGGGACACAAUACUCAGCACUUGUAAUGCUAUAUAGUUUUAUAGGUGCUAGUAAUCUUGUGGUUAGAUUAUAUACUAUUUUUGCUAUGACAGGUUAAAGAGAGAAUAACUACUUUCAUUGUUAUUAAUUUGUCUUUAAUUAUACUAGUUUGCA